GAAUCUGUUCACUACAUAGUACAUCACAAGAGAAAUAUUUGGGUAAGAUAAUUUAAACUCGUCUCUAAGGUGGGGUUGAGUGUACGGUACCUAUUGUAGACUACAGAGAUUGCUACCUUGGUUGUUAUGGUAGCUGCUCCAAAUAUUAGCCAAUGAAAGCUUCUUUCGCUGAACAUUCAGCCAAUAAGCACCACUGUCGACCGUAUAAAAGGGGCGGCUCUUCCUUUGCGUUUUCAGUGUGCUGGAUUCCACCGAAACAACUCCAUUGUUCAUAAUGAAGACAAUAAUCCUCUUCGUGUUAACGACUGCUGUCUGGGCCGAGGAGUUAUACGUCAAGAAUGAGGGAACACCUGUUAUUUUUGGUGUGGGCAGUGAUGGCGACCAUAUCAUGGUUAGAUCACCGGGUGUGUUGAGGUCUACAAGCCCUCAAAGCCCUUCAGGCCAGACUCUUCAGGGCCAACAUCAAGGGCAAUUUUUCACUUCGGGCCAGCCUUCCUCUGGCCAACGUCUAGGACAAGUCUUUACUUCGGGCCAGCCUUCCCCUGGCCAACGUCUAGGACAAUUCCUUUCAAGUCAAAGUAAACCAACUCGUGUCUUAUCUCAACAGACCAUCUUGCCACAGAAUCGGUUUUGUGAUCAUGCUCGCAGACCUAUCGUCGAUGAGGUGUUCCAGGGUAGGGCAUACCACUUCUCCUGGUGCCAUAAUGGCGGCCGAUCCUACACAUGGUACGAUGCCAGCCAUCAUUGUCAGAGGCUGGGCAACGGCUUCCAGGCCGUUAGUAUAGAGCACCCGAACGAAGACAACUUCGUGGCUGGAGUUCUUAGAACAUACCAAAUGAGGGACAUCUGGACAAGCGGCACUAAGUUGGGCUCUUACCAGUGGUACUGGGAGACGGGUGUCUCCACUGGUUACACAAACUGGUCUAACACCGGCAGACUUGGAAGAAGUCAACCAGACAACGCAGACGGUAACGAGCAGUGCCUGGCUGUGGUGAACAGCCUAGGCGUCGGGUGGCACGACUCGCGCUGCAACACUCUCCGACCUGUAAUCUGUGAGACCGAGGCGUUCUACAGGCAGUAAUUCUGUAACGCAAUAUUAAUAGCCUUCGUAAUACAAGGUCUAGAUAAAUUGUAUACAUAUGCUUAAUUUUUAAUAAAGUCUUGCCUCUCA
Messenger RNA from Homarus americanus (American lobster), 1171 nucleotides. Its product is annotated as C-type lectin domain family 4 member M-like. Lineage: Eukaryota; Metazoa; Arthropoda; Malacostraca; Decapoda; Nephropidae. The record is from RefSeq and is a predicted model, not a curated record. The transcript has 5 exons. The coding region runs from base 275 to 1081 and encodes 268 amino acids.